UUCGCUGAUAUCUGUGAAGAUUGCCUGAAGAAACAUCUUAGAUCUACUCGUUUCUCGAAACCCACUCUUCAAAAAACACACAGAAUGGAGACACAGUUUCAACCUCAGAUGAGACAGCGUGUGUUCACCGGUGUUGUAACACAGCUUCAAGAUCAUCAUGGAAUGGUUGACCAGGAAGUGCAUUUCAAGAUGAGUGUUGUCAUUGGGAGAGCUCCCCUGUUGGGUGAGAAAGUGCUAGUGAAAGCAGUACUAGACCCUUCACAGUCUAUAAACUGGACAGCACAGAGAGUACAAACUCUAAAUGGACAGCCUUUCAAAUCUCCACCACCGCUGUUACCCUCAAUGGCAACCAACCAGAAACCAGGCAUUUUGGGAAGCAAACCACAACCGCUGCUCAAAUCCCCCAAAAUACCUCCACUCAUACCCUGCUUGCAAACAAAUCCUGCCGGUUUGCUCCAAAUUCCGCCCCACCACGGGCUACCCUGGUCGGGGCCGUAUGAGGGUUGGGCCGGAGGGAACCGGAAAAGACACAGCGAGGCUGUGGGUGGACGUCGAGGCGGAAGAUGGGAGGACAGCGGGGCGUGGGGAGGGGACGGUAUGCACCAGAAAAAGAGGAGGUGGAAAACAACGUCAGAGGAAGAGAUCCCAAAGAAGAGCGCCUCCGCUCCUCCAGAGAGCGUACCCCUCUUCUCCUGUUUCCCCAGAGACAGUGUGGCCUGUGAUAGCCUGGAGCUGCAGAGACGGUAUCCACACCUCCAUGCCCCCCCCAUGCUCUUUCACUUGCAGCUCUGCUGGACAGAGAGCUUCCCCCCCGCCCGGCCCCUGCCUCUCUGCGGGCCGUGUCUCUUCCACCUGGGCUCCAGUCAGUCAGACAGCCAGCCUACGCCCUCUGAUCCUACCGAUUCGUCUUACACUGUAAAGGUCAUGCUGUUGUCUAUGCCAAGCAUUGAGGAUUUUUAUGCUCAGUGUUGCAACCUUUCAGAGGAUUCCCAUGGGCCUCAAGGGGGCGCUGUUCAUCCCACAACUCUGUUCAAGUUCCUGCUGAUAGAAAGUGCAGGGGAACUACAACUCCCAGGAGGCCUAUGGUCAAAGGUAGAUGGGCCGAACCCAGGCAAGGACGGGACGUCUCUGAUUCACACUGCAGUCCGCUGCGUGAAGGAACAGACUGCUCUGGAUCUCAGCGCGUGUGCCCAGUGGCACAAGAUGGCAGAGUUGAGUUACCUGUGCGGGGAAAGGGUGGAGACAGUGGUGUUCUUAUUACCAGAUGUGUGGGACGUUGUCCCAACGCAGGAGGAGUGGGCUUCCCUCCAGAAUCAAGCCCCUGGAGAACAGAAGGCAGAUGGUUCCCCACUCCCUGAUGUUCCUUCCCUGGUGGUUCACCCCUCCCCAGGGCUGAGCCUGGCUGCUGUCCCUCUGUCCUCCUUACUGGAGGUCCGCAACACUCAGUCUAGAGAGUCGUUUGAGGUAAGCUUGAUGGGAGAAUUGUUCAGUGAGAUGCUCCAAAGGGACUUUGGCCUGCAGCUGUACUACUGUCUUUGCAGUCUACCCCAGGGUCCUAGCUCCCCCCAUGUCAAAGCCAAAGCUAACGAGAGUGAGGAUAGCAGCACUCCGACGGAGGAUGAGCCGAAAACGGACAAGCAGAAAAAAAAGAAAGUGGGAAAGGAGGCCCGGAGCAAGAGGAGCUGCCAGGAAAAAGAGGAGGAGCCAAUGAUGGAAAGCGUUGAAGGAAAGGAGGAGAGGGAAGAGACAGAAAAUCAGGCUGAGAAUGAUAAAGAGAGCAAAGGGGUUAUGGAUGGAGAGAGGGUUUCCGGCGGCGUGUCAGAAAACCUGCUCUCCAAUGACAGUGACCGUCCCCUGGGCUGGACUGCAGUUCUCCCCCGUAGGGUGCUGCUCUCCUGGGUUUUCUUUGACCGCCAACUUGUUGGAAGCCUGAGAGAACAGGAUUUGAAAAACAUCCUACUGUCUUUGGGGCUUUACCUCACCUCUGCUCAGGCAGGAGACUUGGUCAGAAAGACUACAGUUGAUGGGCAGUGUGUCUAUCGAAAACUCUGCUCUUGUUGGGAAGACCUUGAUGUAGACAAGCCUGAUUUCAGUACUGAAGGAAAUCGAGAGCUGCUGCCUAAACAGCCGUCUAAGGAGAGAGGACCCACCCGUCGGUCGGCCGGCGGCGGUAACGCGGACGUCGUCAACUACAAAGGGACGUCUCUCAACAUCCCCAACUUGCUGCAGUCGCUGGAAACCAGCAAAAUGGCUCAGCGUGAGCUGGAGAAACGCCUCAGCACUCUGCAGAGCAGACUGGUGGCGUUGGAGGCGGAGGUGCAGCAGGGAGAACAGGAGGACCUGAGGAGUAGACUGGAGAAAGCAGAGACACUCAACAGGACUUUUGAGAAGAGUUUGAAGGAGAACGCAGGACACAUGAUCACAUUCAUAGAGAAGAUGCAGAAAAUGGUCGCCCAGACGACAAGAAUUACAGGGAAAACAACAACUGAUGAGCAAGAAGACUGACGGUCAGGAACAGGAUGGUGCGUACGUUGCCCGCAGAUGGACCACGAUGGAAUCAAAAGAGCCAAGAACCAACGAGAACGUUUGAGUUCUGUAGAUUUUUUUAAAGACCUGUUGGACUAUGUUUCCCUCAUUAAGUCUCGUUCACUGU
This is a messenger RNA of Chanos chanos (milkfish), 2653 nucleotides long. RefSeq names its product cell cycle and apoptosis regulator 2 (gene ccar2). Lineage: Eukaryota; Metazoa; Chordata; Actinopteri; Gonorynchiformes; Chanidae. The record is from RefSeq and is a predicted model, not a curated record. Gene Ontology annotation, biological process: regulation of DNA-templated transcription. Gene Ontology annotation, cellular component: nucleus.